Molecule: messenger RNA, 2847 nt
Organism: Acanthosepion pharaonis
Lineage: Eukaryota; Metazoa; Mollusca; Cephalopoda; Sepiida; Sepiidae
Source: the annotation of a GenBank genome assembly
AUGGUUGAUGUAAGCACAUGUUACAUUAGUUGUGGCUGCAAUAAUUCUCCGCAUGCAGCAGAUUGGGGCAAAAAUGGUUUGGUUUGUUACGGAUCCUGUAAUUCGGUGGCUAUUUACCAACCGCAAUUUUCUAAUCCUGAAGAAAAAGCAUCCGCUUCCAUUUUGUGUAGUUUAAAAGGUCACAAAGCCAAAGUCAACUGUGUCCGAUGGAUCAGGACAAAUGAAGAUGCAGAAAAUGAAAUUGUUUCGGGAUCCGUGGAUAAAACAGCAAUAGUAUGGAAAUACAAAAAUAACCAGUAUGUUUUAUCUCAAGUUCUCUCUGGCCAUAAUGGAUCAGUGACUGUUGUGGAUGCCUUGGAAGUUCCCAACUUGAAAAUGGAAAAUAAAACACCAAAUAAUGGAGUCCAUACUCUCAUGGUGACAUCUUCAGCUGAUUCUACAGUCAUUGUGUGGCAUCGUCUGAAUUCUGAAGAUUUUGAAAAUAUCCAAACGCUGUCAUUUAAGAAUGGUUUUGCACUUGAUGUUUCUUUGGUUUCUGUUGCAAAUUCUUCAGGUUCGUCAUUAAUAGUUCUUUUUUCUUUCUUUCUCCUUUCUGUUUCCUUCUUCGCUUUCUGUUUUCUUUCCCUCUCUCUCUGUGUUUUCUUCCCCUCUCUCUCUGUGUUUUCUUCCCCUCUCUCUCUGUGUUUUCUUCCCCUCUCUCUCUGUGUUUUCUUCCCCUCUCUCUCUGUGUUUUCUUCCCCUCUCUCUCUGUGUUUUCUUCCCCUCUCUCUCUGUGUUUUCUUCCCCUCUCUCUCUGUGUUUUCUUCCCCUCCCUCUGUGUUUUCUUCCCCUCCCUCUCUCUCUGUGUUUUCUCCCCCCCCCUCUCUCAGCAAACUGAAAGAAAGUGCAAUUAUGGCUUGUGGCUGUGAUGACCAAAAGGUUCAUUUAUAUGUAUGGCAGUCAAAUCAGUUCAUGCCUUCUCUCUCUCUUUUUGGACAUGAAGAUUGGGUGCGUGGUGUUCAGUUUUGUACAGAUGACAAAGGAGAUGUUCUUCUGGCAAGUUGUGGACAAGAUUAUGCUGUUCGUAUUUGGUGCAUUUCUCCUAAAUCUGAAGACAACAAUGACAACGCUCAAGAAACAUCUGUCCACGAACUUCCUUUAACAGAAAACCUGAAAAUGAAGGGGAAAGUUUUGAAUUUCCACUCAAAAGGCAUUCAACACAAUUACACUGUAACAUUGGAGUCAGUUUUACAUGGUCAUGAAGGUUGGAUAUACAGUGUUCAUUGGCACCCAACCAUCAAAACGGAAAAUGGUUACCAUCAACCAAUGAAGCUUUUGACUGCCUCGAUGGACAAAACGAUGAUUAUCUGGGCUCCUGAUGAAGAUGCUGGAGUUUGGGUAGAACAAAUCAGAGUUGGAGAGGUUGGUGGAAAUACUUUAGGCUUGUAUGGUGGUGUAUUUAGUCCACAAGGAGACUCAAUUCUUGCUCAUGGAUACCAGGGGGCUCUACAUCAAUGGACACUUGACCAGAAGCAAAAUUGGAUUCCUGCCGUAACAAGUGGUGGACAUUUCAAAGGUGUUGAGGACAUUGCUUGGGAUCCUGUCGGUGGACAUUUUCUACUAAGUGUCAGUACUGACCAAACUUGUCGUCUUCAUGCAGCUUGGGUAAUGACUAAACAGAAGCUGGCAUGGUACGAAAUAGCUCGUCCUCAAAUCCAUGGUUAUGAUCUCCAGGGAAUCACGAUAUUAAAUCGCUACAAAUAUGUCUCUGCUGCUGAUGAAAAAGUUUUAAGGGUAUUUGAUGCCCCAAAGAAUUUUAUUGAGAAUUUCUGUAAUAUUGCUCAACUGGAUAUUGAACAAGAGUUAAAGAACAAGGAAUUCUCAUCCGUCCCUGAAGGAGCCAGUGUACCUGCCCUGGGCUUGUCCAAUAAGGCUGUGUAUCAAGAGAAAGAUAAAAUUAAUGAGGAUGAGGAAAGAAUUGAACCCCAUCCUAACGAGCUUUACCCUGAAGUUUAUUUUGCUUCACUUAGUCUUCAUGAACCUCCAACAGAAGAGCAUUUACUACAAAAUACCUUAUGGCCAGAAACACAAAAACUCUAUGGACAUGGAUAUGAAGUUUUUUCUGUUGCCAGUGACCCACAAGGGCAAUUUCUGGCAUCUGCAUGUAAAGCCAGCAAAAGUGAAUAUGCAGGGAUUAUUCUUUGGGAUUGUAAUCAGUGGACCCAGCUGGCUACUCUGUCUGGAGCCUCUUUGACUGUGACACAGUUGGCAUUUUCUCAUGAUGGACAAUAUUUACUUUCUGUUUCCAGAGAUAGAACUUGGACUCUAUAUAAACGGACACAAGAUGGAGAUCUUCCUUUCAAAAUGAUCGCUAGUGUGAACAAAAAGACAUCUUCUCAUUCCAGAGUUAUCUGGGCUUGUUGUUGGUCACAUAAUGACAAAUUCUUUCUCACUGCAUCUCGUGAUAAGAAAGUAACUGCAUGGAAGUGUCCAGAUCAAGAAAAUGAUUCUCCUAAAAUUAUGGGAAGCUUGGUUCUGGAGACUUCAGUGACAGCAGUUGACAUGGCUCCAACACUGACCCCAUGUCAAAGAUACCUGGUUGCUCUUGGCUUGGAAUCUGGACUUAUAUAUUUAUACACGUGGUCACCAGACUCAGAAACAACUGACCAGUGGCAACAACUGACUGUUUUGGACACAAUUUCUCAUCAUUUAACAGUGAAGCGGUUACGAUUUCGUCAUCAGCUGGGUAUUUUAGGUGAUGAUGAUGAAAAUCAGAGAGAAGGAAAAAAUGGAUGCAAGUUCCAGCUUGCUUCUUGUAGUGAUGACCAUUCUGUACGGAUCUUUAAUAUUCAACUUAGCCCAACUUAA